This is a messenger RNA of Fusarium verticillioides 7600, 1417 nucleotides long. RefSeq lists its product as hypothetical. Lineage: Eukaryota; Fungi; Ascomycota; Sordariomycetes; Hypocreales; Nectriaceae. The coding region runs from base 178 to 918 and encodes 246 amino acids. The transcript has 2 exons. The record is from RefSeq and is a predicted model, not a curated record. Gene Ontology annotation, cellular component: spindle microtubule; DASH complex. Gene Ontology annotation, biological process: attachment of spindle microtubules to kinetochore.
AAUUCCACCACUAUCGGCAACAGAAGCUACCUAUCGUCUAUCACCAACUCGCUACUUUGAGGCCAUCCUCCUCCGCUCGGAUAAGUUGGACACGCACUGUGCAUUUUGUGGUUUCUUCGUAUAUCCAGAAUAUAGAACUUUUAUUAGUACGAGAAUCGAACGACGACCACGCCCACCAUGUCGCUCAUCUCUGCGCACCUCGAACAAAUUGGCUAUUCCUGCCAGGGAAUUGACUCUCUACCGUUCCCCCCUCCUAAGAUCUUCACCAACGCCCUCCUCUCAAAUCAUGACAUCACAUCUCUCAUCCGUGAUACGGAACCGCACGAACGCGCCCUCUUCUCCGUCCCACCACCUCCUCCACCCUCAACAAUUCUCAAACCCACAGAGCCAGAGAAGAAAAAGUCCUCGGGUCGACGACAAACUGUCUUUAAUGUAGCCUCGGGCGAAGUCACUACAGGACCUCCACCCCGCACUGGCACCCAUCCUCGACGACAAACGGCCGUAGCAGCUGUCUUGGGCGGUCAAAUGCAUGAAGAACUACGGCGCGGAGAAUCAGAUCGAAAAGGCGAUGUCGAUGUAAAUGUCCUUUUGCGCGGCGCAGAAAAGCUCUGUGGUGUAUACGAACUCCCCGGAGCGAGGGAGCGCAUCGCUGCGUUGAGGAGUAAACAUGCACAUGGGAAGAACACAGCGGCAUAUUACGAAGCGCGCGUCGCGGAGCAAGCAGAACAGUUGGCGAGUCUAGAUCACAGAGAGUGGUAUGAUGAGGAAGAAGAGGAAGAAGAAGAGGGUGAAGUUUGGACGGAGGAUGACUUGAGAAGGGAGGAGGAGGCGGCGAAGGAGAUGGAGGUUAAGAAGAGGGAGUUGCAGGUGAGGCUGAGGCAGAUGGAGAAGGAUCUUGGUGAUUUGAUGAGAAUGUGAUGAUACCCUUAUGAGAUAUGAAAAUCUUGAACAUAGCAUUCGACGGUCUAUAACACGGGGAGAUAUGUCCCCUAAUUCUUAGCAAGCCGGUCUUCUCUCGCCAUAACGAGCUUUUCAAGAAUAUCUCCAACAUCCUCCGCUCCAUCAACGGUAUACUUAUCAUUGAUGAUAUACCGUGGUACGCCCCUUAUGCCCUUCUCUUGCAUCUCACGAACCUCAUUGUCAACCUCCUCACCUCCAUCAUCAUCAUCCAACCACUCCCGUGCUUCGUCCCUCUCAAGGCCCGCCUUAACCGCUGCGGUCACUAAAUCCUCUUUACUAGUGAUAUCUCCGCCAUCUAGGAAAUACAUCCUCAUAAUCUCCAGCGCAACCUCUGUCUCCUUGCCCCUAAUGCGCCCCAACUUCUCCAACCGAUGCGCAUCUCUGGUAUUGCCAAUCGUAGAGUUGAAGUUGAACUCCACCCCCUCUUGUUUGGCAAUACCAUUGAGGCGAGCUUUGA